This is a messenger RNA of Asterias rubens (European starfish), 1809 nucleotides long. RefSeq names its product protein FAM76A-like. NCBI's taxonomy places the organism in Eukaryota, Metazoa, Echinodermata, Asteroidea, Forcipulatida, Asteriidae. The coding region runs from base 619 to 1686 and encodes 355 amino acids. The record is from RefSeq and is a predicted model, not a curated record. The transcript has 10 exons.
AUUUAUGCACAAAAGUCGAAAAACUACAGCCGUCUUUAUUUAUCGUUCCCGGUUAGUAAACAACAACAGCUAUGUGGACGUGUACUGUGUGGAAAAGACUGUGACAAAGCAAGUGAAGUAUGACGACAGUGAAAGAGUUAUUUGGGCCUUUCAGCGGCAGGAUAACUGGCAGUUUUACCGACAAGGUCAUUUCAUUAACGCGGCAUUAAUUUGCGGAAAGUGGUCCGCGCGCGCAAGACAAUGAAUGGACAAGAUACAACAACAACUGAGUGAAACGGAAGUGACAGCCAUGCUCUAAUUGAUCGAAUGCACAAGCGUGUGUUUAAAUAACGACUUAUUAUCCAGUAUUUAUUGAAUUUCCAACGCCAAAUGCAUACGUUUUCUUCACGGGUACCUAAAGUUGAGAAGUUAAACUAGACAAUUUUACUACGAUAUUUUUUUCAACAAUAGAAAAUUGAUUGAUUAGUUUAUUGCUCCAUGAUGCGACAUAGAAAUUAGAAUUUUUUUAAAGUCAGUUAUUGAAUUGAUAUUAAUUCUUGGAUUGAAUCUCAAAUCAUUGAUUGACCUGUUUGUCAGGCCUGGCUGUUUAAAACUGUUGAAUCAUCACACAGAGAACGAAUGAACUUGUCAAAGUAUUCCUCUUUGAAACAAAAGGCCUUGUUGAAGAAAGUUUGUGCAAUGUCAAUCACAACAACAUCAACAACAGCAGCAACAACACAUCCACCACUGUUUGCAUGUACCAAAUGCAACAGCCGUCAUCCAUUUGAAGAACUCUCACAAGGACAACAGCUGUGCAAGGAAUGCAGAGGUUCCUAUCCAGUGGUGAAAUGUACUUACUGCAGAGCUGAAUUCCAACAGGAAAACAAAAGCAGCACAAACACAAUCUGCAAGAAAUGCGCACAAAAUGUCAAGCUCUAUGGCACUCCAAAGCCAUGCGAAUACUGCAAUGUGAUUGCAGCAUUUAUCGGUAACAAAUGUCAACGCUGCGCAAACUCAGAGAAGAAGUACGGCCCUCCACACACGUGUGAGCAGUGCAAGCAGAAAUGUGGCUUCGACAGAAAAGAAGAAAGAAAAAAGGUUGAUGGGAAACUUCUUUGUUGGUUAUGCACGCUGUCCUAUAAAAGGGUCCUUCAGAAGGCUAAGAAGCGGAAGUAUGAGUUAGCGAGCAGCCAUCACCGAACCACUCAGCAAAGUAAAGACAACAACGAAGUGGACUCCAGUAAAUCAGACGAGAAGGUGGACAAAGUCGCUAAUAGCAGGUCUGCACCAGAGCCUAACAAGAAACUGGAACCUGAGUCUAACAAGAGGGUUAAGACUGACUACUCAAGUAACGGCAUCCUACCUUCAUCAUUGUCUAAGUCAGAUGUUGCUUUCGUUGACCCCGGGAACACCGAUCACAUGGUUGCCAUGACACAGCUUCGGGAGACCAUAGCCUCCCUGAAGAAACUAUUGACAGAAAAGGAGAAGGUCAUCUUGGAACGAGACAAGAAGAUAACGGAGCUGAGAGCCACACACAUGCAGAUUGAGAAGGAUCUACGGAAUAAACUGGGUGUUCUUCAGAGGCAGCACGGAGAAACCAUGGAAGAUGUCCAGGCCAAGAAUCGUGCUCUUGCCAAACAAGUCUCCAUGAUGUGCAAAACUAAGCCAGAGAAGACGGAAGUAAAGACUCAACCCUUGGUUUUAUGAUGGUUGGUCCGACUGCAAUCCAUGUAGUGUAUCAGGGUUUCGGCUGGUUCCAAUUCAGAUCUUCAUUGAGUUUACACAAUGACUGCUUUUGAGACGCGCUGGUACCCAUGACCACCCGGCAUC